AUGAUGUCCGCGACGGUCCAAGCGCAGGACUUUGCCCACGAGACCCGCGCCGCCUUCGAUGUCUUCGACAAGGACGGCAGCGGCACCAUUUCAGCCGAUGAGCUGCGCCAGGUCAUGAAGUCGCUCGGCGAGAACCUGACCGAUGCCGAAAUCGACGAGAUGAUCCGCGAGGCGGACAAGGACAAGAACGGCACCAUAGAUUACGAGGAAUUCGUCCAGCUCCUCUCACCGAAACCAUAA
Capronia coronata CBS 617.96 is the source of this 240-nucleotide messenger RNA. Its product is annotated as calmodulin. Gene Ontology annotation, molecular function: calcium ion binding. Bases 1 to 240 code for a protein of 79 amino acids. The transcript is spliced from 2 exons. Lineage: Eukaryota; Fungi; Ascomycota; Eurotiomycetes; Chaetothyriales; Herpotrichiellaceae. The record is from RefSeq and is a predicted model, not a curated record.